Siniperca chuatsi (mandarin fish) is the source of this 3131-nucleotide messenger RNA. It is a transcript of the gene fbxl3l, whose product is annotated as F-box and leucine-rich repeat protein 3, like. Gene Ontology annotation, cellular component: nucleus; SCF ubiquitin ligase complex; cytosol. Gene Ontology annotation, biological process: regulation of cell cycle; entrainment of circadian clock by photoperiod; G2/M transition of mitotic cell cycle. The transcript has 5 exons. Lineage: Eukaryota; Metazoa; Chordata; Actinopteri; Centrarchiformes; Sinipercidae. Bases 137 to 1438 code for a protein of 433 amino acids. The record is from RefSeq and is a predicted model, not a curated record. Gene Ontology annotation, molecular function: protein binding.
GAGCUUAAUAUGAGAGCUGCCCCUGCUGUCCUAUAUCAGCAACAGCCAGCAUUUCUCCAGUCAUCUCCAGCCAUGGCUUCAAGUGAACGCUGUCAGAGCACAAAACCGAGAGGAAAGUGUUGUUUUUAAGCCGUUCAUGAUGAAACGAGGAAGGACAGGUCUCACAUCAAAGUGCCAGACCUUCCCCUCCCAUGAGGAGAGGGCUAAGAGACAGAAGCAGAGGGUGUCCAGCUUCACCCUGACUUCUUCAGAGGACUGGGGUAACCUGCCCCACCACGUGGUCCUGCAGAUCUUCCAGCAUCUGUCCCUCGUAGACCGGGCCAGGGCCUCGUCUGUGUGCCGCUGCUGGAAUGACGUCUUUCACACCCCUGAACUGUGGAGGAGGUUUGAGUUUGAGCUCAAUCAGCCGGCUACGUCUUACCUGCGCUCCACUCACCCUGACCUAAUUCAGCAGAUCAUCAAGAAGCACGCCCAGCACCUGCAGUACGUCAGCUUCAAGGUGGACAGCUGCACAGAAUCUGCAGAGGCGGCCUGUGACAUUCUCUCCCAGCUGGUGAACUGUACCAUAAAGACCCUGGGGCUGAUUUCCACAGCACGGCCCAGCUUCAUGGAUGUGUCUCAGGCCCACUUUGUGUCUGCACUGACAGUGGUGUUUGUCAACUCCAAGUCCCUGUCCUCUAUCAAGAUUGAUGAUACGCCAGUGGACGACCCGUCCCUGAAGGUGCUGGUUGCCAACAAUAGUGACACCCUGAAGUUGCUGAAGAUGAGCAGCUGUCCUCAUGUCUCCCCAGCAGGUAUCCUGUGUGUUGCAGACCAGUGCCAUGGACUCAGGGAGCUGGCGUUGAACUACCAUCUCCUGAGUGAUGAGCUGCUGCUUGCCCUCUCCUCUGAAACACACGUUCACUUAGAGCACCUGCGCAUUGACGUGGUGAGCGAAAACCCCGGCCAGACACACUUUCACACCAUCAAAAGAAGCAGCUGGGAGGCUUUGGUCCGACACUCACCCAAGGUCAACAUUGUCAUGUACUUCUUCCUCUAUGAGGAGGAGUUUGAGCCCUUCUUCUGCGAGGAGACUCCUGUCACCCACCUGUACUUUGGCCAGGCAGUUAGCAAAGAGAUGCUAGGCCGCAUCGGACUGAACUGCCCUCGGCUGGUGGAGCUGGUGGUGUGCGCCAAUGGCCUCGAGCCCCUGGAUGAGGAGCUGAUCCGUAUCGCAGAACGCUGCAAAAGCUUGACGGCCAUCGGGCUAGGCGAGUGUGAAGUGACCUGCAGUGGCUUUGUGGAGUUUGUAAAGAUGUGUGGGGGGAGGCUGACUCAGCUGUCAAUCAUGGAGGAGGUGUUGAUCCCAGACAGCAGCUACAACAUGGAGCAGAUCCACAGUGAGGUGUCCAAGCACCUGGGCCGCAUGUGGUUCCCUGAUAUGAUGCCCACCUGGUAGGCUGACAUGAAGCCAGAGUGGAGGGCUGUUAAUGAAGUACAUGACUUUUACGGACACUUACUGUAUGAAGCUUACAUGAUAGUCAUUUUAACACAUUUUACUGUGACAGACUGCAGUGUGUGAUUUGCUCUUUUUGGACAACAAGUAGGCAGGAGAUUCUCUGUCAUCUGUCAUUUCUUGGCCGGCUACUAGAAGAUGGGUCAUUUCUAAAACUGCCACUUGUAUUUUUACCUGCAGUGAAUUUGGCGUAAAUGUUAAUGAAAAUGGAGAAAUGUUGCUCUCAUUUAAAACCAUUGGCAGCUUGAUUUCCGUCUGGCUACCUUGUGAGCACUUUUCUUUCUAUGCAUAGAUAUUGUGAUGUGAGAUUUUGGAUGUGGUAAGUUCUCUCAGUCUGUGAAGAACGGUCUGAAUUUACAGUUUCUCACUGCAACCUUUCAAACAUUGUGUGUAAUGGAUGUGGGUCUGCCAUCUGCUGGUUGCUUAUGUUAAAAGCAUCACGCUUCAUCAUUUAUCCUGAACAGCAUCUCACACGCUGAACUGACUUUUUAAAGGACACUUCCACCUUCAUGUGCUUUUACAUUGUCACACAUAAUCAGUGUAUGUUAUUCAUUGAAUUCCAGGUCUUAUUUUUUUAAGUCUCAAAUUGCCUCAUCUACUCGUGCUUUAGUUGGUGAUUUCCUACAUUUCCCCCGUCUGGACUGUGUAUCCAGCCAUUGGUAGAGAGAGCAUUAACAAUAGUGAUACUACUGCAGCCUAGAGAGAACAAGAGUUUCCAGUUGAGUCAGAGCAAGAGUUAUAUCUUCAUGUAAAACACAGUGGGUCUUUUAUAUUCUUGUCAAUUUAUAUUUGUGUCAGUGGACACUUUAAUAUUUCAUCCUAAACUACAACAUUUUAUUUGGUUUUCAGUUGUUGAACGUCCGUUAAAUAUCUGAAAGAAUUUAAAUGGUGUUAUAACACAUUGAACUCUUUAUGCUUUGACAUCCAAACCAUCUAAACCAUUCAUACUGAUGAUCCUCUGUCAGGUCAACAGCUGUUUUCAUUUUCCUUUUUUCACUGUUGAAAUUGAUUUUAUUUCCCAUUCAAAUUGGCAGUUAAAGCUUCUCUUCUAUGCUUAUAGUCUUGAAAUCUAAGUUGAUGAGACUAUAGUUAUUUUAACCUACCAAACUCCAUUCUUGCUGCACUGCAGAUAUCUCCAUGUAAUGUGUCAUAAUUGUCAUCUUCUGAAUUUGUCCAGUAAUCCUCAAGAAUAAGAUAAAACACAACCAAACAGCAAAAUGGACCCUGUAAUACAAUGAACAUCACCUAUGGUUAGUAAUAGUAAAAACAGUGUUAAAGUUAUGUUGUCACAAGUGUGCAUCAGAAAUGAUGCAGGACGUGAAAUGAAAAAAUAUUUCAAUAUUCAUUGAAGCUAUUUUUAAGCUUUUUAAAUUAUUUUUAAUUAUUUCAGAUGUACUUUAUUUUUUAUCAUACAUGAUCACCCCUGUUCAUCUAGGAGCACUGGCUAAAGCAGAUGAAGGUUUACACACCGGAUGUCUUUACUGUGUUUAAAAUAGAGGCCUUUGUGCCAAACAUCUGGUAAUAUUUGGUAAAAAUCAUGGUUUAAUUUUUACCAUGAUCAUUUUUUUUACCACAUGGUACACACUAUCCAGUGCCACACUGUACCACAUGAUACAUUAAAACAACUGUAAAGAUU